CCGCGUCACAGACGGGUCACAUUUCUAGAAGCUUCUGCCUUGCGACCACUGGUACAGCCCGUAAUGCUUGUUGGCACGGCUGCUGUAUUGUGAGCCUGAACUGAAUAAAAGGGUUUAAAGUGAGCAGAGUGAGGUUUAGAGCGUUAGCAUAGCUAGCUUAACGCACCGUAAACACGGUCGCACUGUCCGUGUUGUCUUCACUGUGUUCCUCUCUGGUUCCUCUCACACACAGUGCUGUCUGCUGUCUGCUGUCUGUCUGCUGGACUGAGCAGCAUGGACCCGCGGAAAGUGUCGGAGCUGAAGGGCUUCGUCCAGAUGUUGGAGUCCAGUCCGGAGAUCCUGCACCUUCCAGAGAUGAGCUUCUUCCGGACCUGGUUGCUGGGAAUGGGUGCAACAAUCCCUACCCCACCCAAGACAGAGAGGCCAUGCCAGGGUGGCUGUCCUUGUGGUCCUCCACCUACAUCAGCUCCACCUCCUGAGCCAGAGCGUCCUGUACUGUCUGAGAAUGAGGAGAGUGAUAUAGAAAUGGACAAUGAGGGAGUGAUUGAACCAGACACUGAUGAACCACAGGAGAUGGGAGAGAUUGACAGCAUUGAGGUCACAGAGGAGAUGAUGGACGAGGCCAGUGAGAAGAAGAUGGCGGCUAUUGAUGCUCUAGGAGAAGGUGAUCUGCAGAAAGCUCUGGAUCUUUUUACCGACGCCAUCAAGCUGAACCCCUGCGUAGCCAUCAUGUACGCCAAGAGGGCAAGUGUCUUUAUCCAGAUGCAGAAACCCAACGCGGCCAUAAGAGACUGUGACAGAGCAAUCAGCAUCAACCCAGACUCUGCACAACCUUACAAGUGGAGGGGAAAAGCUCACAGGCUGCUGGGCCACUGGGAGGAAGCAGCCAAGGACCUGGCCACAGCCUGUAAACUGGACUAUGACGAGGACGCCAGUGCGAUGCUGAAGGAGGUCCAGCCUAAGGCUAACAGAAUCAUUGAACACAGACGCAAAUACGAGCGUAAGAGAGAAGAGAAGGAUGUCAAGGAGAAACAAGAGCGGGUAAAGAAAGCCAGAGAGGAGCAUGCACGGGCUCAGAGGGACGAGGAAGCACGGCAGUUUGGAGGAGGAUUCUUCCCAGGUGCUGCUGGAUUCCCAGGCGGAGCUCCUGCCGGCAUGCCAGGUCUCGGUGAACUCCUGAAGGAUCCUGAGCUGCUCAACGCCAUGAAGGACCCUGAGGUGAUGACAGCUUUCCAGGAUGUGGCACAGAACCCAGCAAACAUCUCCAAGUACCAGAACAACCCCAAAAUCAUGGCGCUAGUCACCAAGCUGAGUUCCAAGUUUGGAGCGUCACCACAGCCAUAGAGAUGAGGAAAGGAGCGAAGAUGAGAGGGGAGAGCGGAUGGAUGGGUGAAUCGAUCUGGAGAGCCACAACGCUUUUCAACUAUUAUUCCACUGUGUGCAGAUCAAACAGGGGAGUGGGUGACGGGUUAUUUGGUGUCAGGUAAAGAAAGUGAGGCUACUUUUUAAAUGUUCUUAAAUCAGCCUGUUAGUUCUUAGCAACUUCCCAACAAGGUUAGGAGUCAGGUUUGACGUCCUAUGACUCGUCUCCACUGGGACUCUACUUAACCACAGGUUGACAUUUCCUAACGUGUAUCUGGAAAAGCUAAACUGGGAGAUCCUGCAUUAAGACACUCGCUCACAAACAUUUUUACAGCCAUUUAUUACGUGGUAACGGUUUAGCUACCGGUCUUUUCCUUUCUCCGAACAGCCGAACUCUCACACACAAGCGUCAGGUGUUUUUGUUAUCAGAUCCGUUAUUAUAAAAUGCAAAAAAAAAAAGUCACUAAUGUUGAUGUCUGACCCUGUUGAAAAUUGAUUCCCAAUAAUAAAAACCUCUGUUGCUGCA
Messenger RNA from Anoplopoma fimbria (sablefish), 1888 nucleotides. It is a transcript of the gene st13, whose product is annotated as ST13 Hsp70 interacting protein. Gene Ontology annotation, molecular function: Hsp70 protein binding; protein dimerization activity. NCBI's taxonomy places the organism in Eukaryota, Metazoa, Chordata, Actinopteri, Perciformes, Anoplopomatidae. The record is from RefSeq and is a predicted model, not a curated record. The transcript is spliced from 12 exons. Bases 274 to 1344 code for a protein of 356 amino acids.